Plenodomus lingam JN3 is the source of this 1320-nucleotide messenger RNA. NCBI's taxonomy places the organism in Eukaryota, Fungi, Ascomycota, Dothideomycetes, Pleosporales, Leptosphaeriaceae. The record is from RefSeq and is a predicted model, not a curated record.
AUGCCGCUCUCCACCCAGCUUGACCGCAAGCUACAAGCGGCCAUUGACAGUUCAGAUGAUGAAGAGUACUACGAGGUCUCGGACCGGUCCUCCGAGUCCUUUCUGGAGACGGGCGAAGGCGGUGAGGUCAUGAGUUCAGACACCGGCGAAGGUGCAAGCUCGGAAAUGGGCGAGCAACCAGACGCUUCGGAUGAUGACGAUGACGACCAAGCCAAGGCACAAAUCAGCAAAAUAUCCUUUGGCGCUCUAGCUAAAGCACAGGACGCUCUUUCGAAGGAACAGUCUACAGACCGAAAGCGCAAGCGCGGCGAUGAAAGUUCCAAAUCACAAGAAGACAAGUUAGAGGCAUUGAGGGCAAGGCUGCGACAGAUCAAGGCAGAGAAACUGGCAACUGCGCCGCCAGCAAAAAAGUCCAAGACCUCGGCAACAGAGAGCAAAGCAAGCCGCAAAGAGGGCGACGACCACCACCAGGACCAUGAGAGUGCAUCUUCCGGCUCAGAUUCAGAAGCGCAGCCGAAAGCGCGGUCCAGCAAACAUGCUCCUGCAGUCCAAUCCAGCAAGCGUAUGGUGUCGCGAAAGCGCCAAGUCGUCGACGUGAAGAAGCCGGUUUUUCGAGAUCCGCGAUUUGACCCAGUGGCCGGUCCACCGCCAGACGAGCACACCUUUGGCAAGCGAUAUUCUUUCUUGAAUGAUUAUCGCGCAUCGGAGAUUGCAGAACUAAAGAGCACAAUCAAGAAGACCAAGAAUGAAAACGAAAGGGAGCGGCUCAAGAAGCAGCUCGUCUCCAUGGAGUCGCAACAAAAGGCUCGAGAAAACAAAGAGAAGCAGCAGAAUGUGAUUCGGGAACAUAAGCAGAAGGAAAAGGAAUUGGUCAAGGACGGCAAGAAGCCUUUCUUCCUGAAGAAGUCCGAGCAAAAGAAGAUGGUUUUGAUCGACCGCUUCCAGAAUAUGAAAUCGAAGCAGCGCGAGCAUGUCAUCGAGCGCCGCCGCAAGAAGGUUACUGCAAAGGAACGACGAAACAUGCCCGACGACCGUCGCACGGCAUACCCACGUACAAUAUCAGCCAUUCCGAGGAAUGACAGCAUUCUCUCGUUGCAGGCGGCUAUUACGGUACAACAUCCCGAAUUCGUCUUCGCUUCUCGCCAUGUUGAGACACGUGAAUCUCUCCCAAUAUCAUUUCAGCUCGCGAGUGCCACUCUCAGCGUGCCUGCUCAUCUUCCUCACCCCUUUACGGCCCGGUCCAGCCCAUCUGGAAUCGAAAUGACAGCAGAACGCCAAAUCGUAUCCGGAUUACAAAAUCGCAUGCACGUUGAAUCCUGA